Molecule: messenger RNA, 13971 nt
Organism: Anarrhichthys ocellatus (wolf-eel)
Lineage: Eukaryota; Metazoa; Chordata; Actinopteri; Perciformes; Anarhichadidae
Gene: gatad2ab
Product: GATA zinc finger domain containing 2Ab
Exons: 11
Coding region: 10332-12269 (645 amino acids)
Biological process (GO): negative regulation of transcription by RNA polymerase II
Cellular component (GO): NuRD complex
Molecular function (GO): zinc ion binding; sequence-specific DNA binding
Source: RefSeq, a predicted model, not a curated record
UAUUAUUUAUGUUUACCCGUAACUAAGCUACAAAGCUGUGUGACAAAACGGUAAUUUCUCUGUGUGUAAUCAACGCUUGAUUAUUUGUGAAUAAAUUUAGCGAGUGUCCAGAGGGAGUUAGCGUUAGCUAGCUAACUUAGCUCGCUAGCUAGCCUUGCUAACACUAGCAGCUCACUGAGAGAUGGGGUCGGUUUCAUUGUCUGUCGUGUAUCGCUAUUUGGUCAUCGAAGCUAAAUAUCACAAUACCCAGGCUCGCAUGUAAAGGGACAAUAUAUACUCCAGUGCUUCAGUGACUUUACUUUAAUAUCUUACAACCACAAUAGGCUGUUAGCUUUGCGUGAGUUAGCCAUCGUUUUGUAGCCGGACAGAUGGACAGGUUGUUGUUGGGCAAGCCAAGUUAACGUUAGCAUGAGAUAGCUUGUUGUUGUUGAUGAUGGGUUAGUUGAAAAUUAAGAGGGCUAUUAUUUGGGGUUGCAAAGUUGAGGUGCACGAAAGUUCGUAAACAUUACAAACCAGUAUCAUCACCGGUUAUUGCUAAGCCGACUGGUCUUAGCCGUGGAUGGCUAUGAUUAUGGCUUCAUGAGCCAUUGAUCUCAGAACUUUGUCAGAUUAGCUCAACAGUGAAAAGCCUUUUUAUGGAGGCGUAAUGGUGGACGGUGGUGCCUCCGUCUGGGUGUGUGUCUGUCUGUCUGUCUGUCCACGCCAGACUACAGACAAACAAACGCCUACUUUGCACCAUAAUACUAAUGUUUGUGUAACUGAUAUCACAUUUCACCACUUUAUGAAUGUAAAUGAGGUGUUUUGUGCUGACGUCUAAGGGCAAGCUCUAUGCCCACUUUACCGUUCAUUUCCGGUUGAAGUCCAGCAUUUAAAGGCACUCAUGUGACAUAAUAAUGUCAUGUUAAUUGUGAGAUAUAUCUGAAUUAUUAUGUCUUGUAAUGACUGUUGGGGCUCAUUUGUUUUUUAAGGCAGGCACAGCAUCUACAGCGAGCUAGCUAUGAAUCUUGGGUCAUGUUGUUGAGUGGUCGGUUCAAGUCAGUUUCACAUUCACCUGUCUUUGAGAUGUGUUUAGGAUGACAUACAUCAGUGUGUAUAUCCCUACGUCUGCUAAACAAGUGUCCUCUUUUUUUUUAGGGCAAGUAGACAGUUGGCACCCUUGGCUAGUGAUGGGGGACACAUGUCGCAUUGCAUUUUAUGAUGGGCCUUGGCUUGGCCCGAGGAGGGGUGCCUCUUAUGAAAAACCUUACUGCGAGUGAUGCAACUGGACGGGCAUAACUCGAGAUCCUCUCUUUAUUCUGCUGUAUCAAGACUGAAACGUUUUGAUAACACAUCUGUAUUUUCCAUCUCCCACUAGGUUUUUGUUUUAUAUUCUAAUAAUAAACCACAGUAACUACGCCUAAUACUGCUGCUACCUGCAGGGUAGUAUGGCAUAGCUCAUAUUGUUUCCAUCCAAGUCUGUCUGUGGUGUUAUCAUAAUAGUAUCUGUGUAGCUCACUGUAGGACACGCUUUAAACACAGCAGGUAGGGUCUGGUCGAGUGUGAGCUCAGCCACUGUGAAAAUGUUAACAGGAAAUGCUGGGGCAACCACGAAGUCUCUCUAAAAUCGACCAGCUAUCGUGGAUGAUAGUCGAGGGGCCAUUGUUGUACUUUAGUUUUUAUGAUCCGGAUUGAGCUGUAGUGAUGUCCUCAUGAAAAUAAUGACUGUAGGAUUCUUCACUUGUUGUAAAUCAAAAAAGAUUCAAAAGUAAAAGAUGCUGCUGCAAGUGAUAAAUGACCCCUGGUCUUGUAGGGGGUAGUGUAGUUUUGCUUUCAUUUUUUCAUUCAGUUGUGUUACAUACCGAAUGCUACACUGAGCUAAGUUCAUCACACUAUUUUGAAUUACUCACUUUUCCUAAAGGUAGGAAAGUGACAGGCAUGCAAAGCUCAAGCACACAAUUUAAACAAAUAUGAGAAAGGACUCAAGCGGAUAGAUAGAGAGACGUGGACAUCAUGAGAGAGAGAGAGAGAGAGAGGGAGAAUCGAAUCGAAUCCUUUGGAGGAUAAAGAUCCAGAUCCAAAACAUCUGGAAUGAGGCAUAGACAGCCAGGGGAGGGAGAGCGAGAAGUCCUAGGAUUGCCAAUGGUCCAGCACAGAGAAGCCUGGGUGAAAAGAGAGGACAAGGUGCAGGAAAUAGAGAGAGGGAGAGAGGCAUACAGCUUGAACGCUUGAGUGACAACAACAAACAGAGGGUUAGAGAGUUGCAGUGGCUUUCAGAAGGUUUACAGUGUUCUUGUCGACUGCUGACUUCUUUUGGACUUCGGGGACAGACGGUAGCCCUGUAUAGUCUGAUAGCAUAGAUCACAGGAUGGAAUAAGUGGGUUAGGGAGAUCAGACCGGUACGAAGGGGCGUGCCCAUUGACAACUUUCUAUCUCGUCAGAAGUACCUUAAAGUCUGAUGUGUUCCAACUCUACAGAUCUGUGUAGUUAUUUAGAGAUCUGGAUGUUUGAGAACUGCCUGUUGUGUCAGUUUCUCUGUUUGUUGGACAGGAGUAGUUCUGUCGGCCACGGGGUCCCACCCAAAGGCCUUGGGCGAUUCAUGGAGCUGGAGGAGAGCACUUCUCCAAGGUUUGGCUGAAUGAACUCUUUCUUGUUUAUCCUGUUGGACUUCAUAUUGACUCAAACGUGCGUGUUUACAGUGUGACCAACCUGUCUGAGACAGUGAGAGGUAUGCUAACCACGUCAAAUUUUAGGUUCACUACAAACAGCGUACUUUGAGUUAAAACCAGCUUAUAGCCUCCACCCUACGCCCCUACUCGAUACUUUUCAGCUCAACAGUAGCCCGUUUGUGUGGCCAAUGCCCAACAAAAUCCUGUCCCCUGGUUCAGACUGGACAUGCAUCAAUGUAGAAGACUUCUGGUAUUCUUUCAAUAUAUAGCCACCUGUUGACCAGGUGGGCCAUAUGGCUAACAAUGAAUUGGCCCUUGAAUAAAUAGUAAGAAGUGGUAUUUGUUGUCAAGAGACUGUUCUGCAUACUUGUAGAGGUACAAUUUUCAAUCUGCCUGGAACAAUUGCUUCCACUGUGUUGUCAGUGCAAACAUGGCAACUCUCGGUGUAGCAAACAAGCAGACGGGCCACUUGGAUCCAUGCAACAUCAAGGCAUGUGUGUCCAAGAGGGGACAAACUGGCCGACUCUGUGACACGUGACUGUUUAGUGUGCAUUGUGUAUAGAUGUCAUGCCUGACCAUAAAGUCAUCAAAACAAGUGUUAACUACACUCACUUACCCAGUUUAUCAUUAGCAAAGUAAUAUGUUUCUUGAGUAGAAAGUGUGCAGCAGUAGAUACAGAGCGUGUUUAUAAAAUCCCAGCUAUAGACACUUUUACGUACGGAAGUAUGGCGGAGUGCAAUAGCUUGGCAUGCUAUGCAGGGGCGUGAACCACCAAAGAUCUUGAGUGCAUCCUAAACAAAUUGACCUUCCAGAUCUGUGCACGAACAAAACAUGUACGUGUCCUCGUAAAAGUAGUCGAUCCGUUUUAAAUGCAUACUGGCGCAUUUGGCUGAAAGUCACCAGUUAACACGGUGCGUCAUUGAACAUAACAUUUUGAUGCUGGUAAAAGUUUGAAUUCAACACUGAACACUUGCUAAGUCUUGUGCCAGGCUCGGACAAAACGUUGGUUUUUAUUACCAACACGCACGCACAUGUUUUUGAUGAUGUCGUUUGUAAAACGGUCUAUUGUUGUGGGGUUAGACGGGGCCAGGACGAAGAAUCGGGUGAAGUUUAUAGUGAGAUUAUAUAGAGAUGAACAACGGUAAAAAUAGUCCUGAAAUGGUCUUUGUGCCAGAGUGCUGUGAAGUGUUGGACACACUGCAUUGAUUGUCUAACGCCACGUCGCUCUACAUAGGAAAAAAAUGACCUGAUUAUCAUUCCCGAAGCACGCUGUCAUUCCCACUGCCCCAAAUCUGUUGGAGGAGCCCGUCAUCAGGCUAAUGUCACGUGGCCUUUUGGAGGAAAAUGACUUUGGUUGCAAAUUGUGUUUGAUUUUUGGAUCUUCAUAUUUUAAACCAGCAGGAGUCUCCUCAAGAGUUCCUGGGUAUGAUGUCACGUGUCAUUGUUUUAUACCGGGGGCGUUCGAUUAUUGUUUCUUGCCGUUUGUAAAGUAGAUCCAACAGGUGAACGUUUGGGGCUUUAAAGUGAUACGUGAGAUCUGGAAGGUCACUGUAAAGAGUUUGUAGUUUCGCCGAUGUGUCAAAUUUGAUAAUGGAAUUUUUAAUGUGGUGGAAUUGUGUUAAUACACAGUCAUGACAUCACUGUUAGGUUUGUCAACAGACACUUAACGGCCACACCCAACGGUGGUUUUGGGUUUGGCCAUAAAAAAGGCUGAACAUCAGAGGCUGAUGCGUAAAUGUUCAUGCCAGUCAUGAUGCUGGUAAAAACAGGCAUGCUAAUGUGUAAAGUGAUCACCAGUUUGGCAUUGAUUAUCAUGAAAAAGAAUACUUGUCUACCGACUGAAUACACACUCUUCACUUUCUGUCUUUGUGUGUUUUGUGUAUCUAGACGGCUGUGGUUAGCAGAAGGCUAUUUUAUUAGCAACAUUUUCUCUCCAUCUCUCUAAUAGCUAAGCCUUCUGUGUGAUCUCACGCUGCUUCGCCUGAUAUCGUAGCUCACUAGAGCCUCAAAUCGCAGUCUGUCAUCUCAAAGGGAUUUACGGGCCUACAAGCAAAGAAAACUGGGCCGUCACUUUCAUAUAAUUGGCUCUAUAUAAGGGCAAUGGGAUCACAGUCAUGAUCAAGAUGAUCUGAAAUGAAUGACUAGCAUGAAGGAUGAUGAAACGUGUGCACGUGCUAGUGCUCGUCUUGUGGGAGGGGCUUAUGACAUAGGGGUGAGCUGUAUUUUUAAAUGUUGACUUUUUUUUUUCUUCCAGAAAAAAGCCUUCCCUGGCAUAGCAUUUGAAUUUCAAUAUGCUGAAAGGUUAUUGUGGAAUUAUUGCCCAAUAACGCCAAAAAUAGACCUGCCUACCCCAGCUAUAAUUUGCAGCUAGUUCAUUUACAAUUGCUACGAGUCUUGAUGACUUUCCCCAUAUCUGGAGUCUUAUGGAUGUCUCCGCUACACAGAAUGCUUUAUUCUCUGCGUACUAACCAUUACUGAAGAGGAUCUCCUGAAAGUUAUGAUUGCCAACUGAACUCAAAAAUAUGUGGCAAGCGACACACAUUAGCCAGUUGUGUUCUCCUUCACUCCUGAUGUGCUCAGCUCCUCGUUGUCCUGUGGCGUUCACAGUAUUACUUUGCACCCUUUAAUCUCUUUUUUUUUUUUUUUUUUUUUUUUUUUUUUCUCUCUUCCUACUCUGGUCACUUCCUGCUACCAUUCAUUUGAGAAAUGUAAUCUGAUAGCAGUGUGCUUGUGUCCUGGCCCUCCAGUCUGCAUGUGGGUAUGGCCUUCUGGUUUUAUAGGAUUAUGGAGUAACCAUUUGGAAGCAAUUUGGCUGAAAUUGGAGAUUAUCCCUGUCUAGGGUUUUUGAAAACAUUUCACUCUUCCUUUUUAUUAUAGCAAGUAAACAUCUGCAGUUGAAAACGUAUCCAUUGAUUUUAGGCUGAACACUACUAGAGACGGUUGACUUGCGAUUUCAAUGUGCUUAACGUCGUAAUCUAGACAUUCUUCAUGUUUUUUGAUGGUCAGUAAAUGAUGUUCUGUUCAAUUACUGGGAAUACCACCGAAGGCUUUUAUGCAUUGCACAUGUUUGUCUAUGCGUGCGUGCCAAAAUCCCAAAGAUAUGUGGGAAUGACGUGUCCUUUUUUAUUUGUGCGUUGGUUCUAAGGGUGGAAGGGUGGAAUACCCAAACAGCUGUCUGCUACUCGCAUGCGUGGAACAGUACAAUUCUAGAGCUCGAGUUCACCGGAAAUGUUUUGCCAGUGCACCAGUUGUUGACUAUAAGCUGCCGAUCGGCUAUCAUAGCGCUGUUGCAUGCUAGUCAGAUAGCGCAGUUAGUUUUAAUUAUCAUCAGCCUUUAAAUUUGACAUUUGUGAUUAUAUUUUUUUUAUUUUUUUUUUCUUACUGACAGCAUGCCAGAAUUCGAGUGCCUGGCUGUUACUGAUACAGUAAGAAUUCUGGCCAAUGAGCCAUUGUUGAAUGUUUAAAAUAAAAAAGGUUUUCGUUAAAAUUUGGCUUUCCCCGCCGCACCUAUAACCGAACCGUGACCCCAAAUCAAGUGACAUACUGAACCCCGUGAGUUUUGUGUACCGCUCUGCUUCUAGUUGGUUCUCUAUGUUGUAAGGCUUCGUUAACAAGUACAUCGGUGUGUUCUUAAAAACAUCCAGAGCCAUAUAUACGUUUUAAUGUGGCUGUAUGGUCACGCAUUCUUUGUGUGCUUGUGUACAAAAGCCUGGUUUGCACUUCCUGGACUUACUGCUGUUGUCGUUGUCACGUUGCUAAAGGAAGAAUCCAGGUGGAGACAUGCGCACACAUACAUACACUCUGUGUGGCCCGGGCUCUCUCGCUCACACGAACACACACACGAACACACACACACACAGAGGCAGCCUGGCAGAUUCAGGGUUAAAGGCUUCCAUUUUGUUAGGUAACACCCUAAUGGUCUGAUCUGUCAGUGGCGUUAAAAUGGCAGGGGCUUAACCCUUGGCGUUCGGAACACAACCAGUAGGAGCGCGCACACACACACACACACUCUGGGCUGGCCGAGCCUACAACAGAACAACUGAGGAGGAGGAGGGGAGUGUGUGAGGCAGGGAGGGGUAGAGGGAAGGACGAAGGAGUGAGGGAGAGAGAGAGAAGACAAGGAAGAGUAUUUUUCACUUGGGUACAGUUUGAUUAUGGCUCGGCUAACCACAUGCGCUCUGCACCCUUCUCCCUCCCCCAACUAUGGCACCACCUCAGCUGGGUCCCUGCCCCCACUCCUAGUGUGGUGAGCACAGAUUAGCAUAGGUAGUCCGAUUUUUAUUUUUCUUCUAAUUAGGCGGUCCCAAAGGAAAAAUAGCUUUGCUCUUUGAUAGCCGGAGAUUAUUUUUGUAAUUGAAAAACACAUUUUAUAAGUAGGGUAAGAGGUAAUUAAGGCAGUAGAAGUAACCUUUAUGGCGAUGAGCAGUAAAUAAUCAGAAAUUAAAAAUAAUCCUCGCUUCGUCAUGUAUUGAUGAGAAAAUUGGCAGUUUUGAGCUAAUUCAAUAUUACAAGGGCCUGGUUCCUUCAGCCAAACAAGAAGAAGAAAAGAGUUGUCGCACUGCUGUCUUUUAUUGGGCAAUAAUAAUCCAUACUUGUAUUGCUUUUAUUGGACAAUAUAAUUGUUGUUUCCCCUCUCAUUGAACCCUAAGGACACGGUUGAAAAGCCUCAGUAUUUUUAAAAUGGCUGUUAAUGUGUUUGCUGGCUGGGUCCAGUCCCAGUGGGGAGAUCAUUACAGUGUUGGAGAUGAGAGCCCUGCAUGCUACCUCGAGGGGGAUGAUGAGCCUUUCGCCAUUGAUCUGCUCUGCCAUUGAUGAACUACAGGACACAAUAGAAUAAAACCUGUAGUGUCAGACGAGGUCACAAGAUUUCCAUUUGCUUUCAGGCAAGUGCAUCUUAUCCUGCUGCAACACACACCGGGUCGGGAGGUUUUCUGCAUACACCUUAUUUUAAGAAGCCUAAUGUUUGCACAUACAGCUCUUAAAGAGAAAUGUAUUAAGUGCAUUGAUUUUGAGCCGGCCUGCUUUGAGGCAGUUACUGUGUAGGAAAUGAAACGGCUUGGUACAAACCUUUUCUUUUAGGUUAAUUUGAAUGGGCAGUAGAAACUCCAUCUUUUGUUUUGAUGUAAGAUCUGCUCUGCUCUAAGGCCUUAUUAUUCUGAAGAAAACGAGAGGGACAUGCAUGUACUCCUCCUCCAUGGUCUCCUGAGAGGAGCAGACACAGAUCACUAAUCACUGGCUGCCUUCUCCGACUCUCUUUCUCCUCCUCUCGCCAUUUUCGUUGCUCUUGUAAUGUGGCGAUACAUUUGCGUGUCAAAGUGAUGUAUCUUCGUGAUGUGGCAACCAAAAAUAGGGACAGCAAAACAUGCGCCCCAAAUAAAUCCUUUUAAAACAUUUGUUGCAUUCGUGAUAUUUAAAAAUCGGAACCAGGCGAUGCUGCAUGUCCUAUAACCCUAACCCAGAAACAUCACAAAUGUGCAAAUUUAACCAGAUGAACCCAAACAAAGUAUCAUGCCAUCUUUGAGCUGGAUGGGAAAGCAUGCACAUACAUAUGACAUCACAAUUUCGUUAUUAAGAUGACGUAUAACUGCAUAGCAUCUUAAAUACUCAGAAUAUAAGAUGACUUAAAAAUGGCAACCAAAAACUGAUGCCUGGUUUCCUGCUUGGCAACUACUUUUAAAAGUUCUUGAGUCCUGUGGGGAGAAUGUUUGAUCAAUGUGUCGCCAGCACUAUGCAGAUGCUUUUGGUGAUGUUUAGUUCAGCUUCUUUGAACUCGAGGUGCUUGAAUUUCCUCCCAAAAAAACUGGAAGCACGCCAUGCAGAUAAGAUGUGACGCACAUACAAAAUCAACAGUGAAAUGAUCACGUGUUCUUGCUUCGGGAACAGAUCAUUUAUGAGCCUCGUGUCAAAAUUAGUCAGCUUUUUUUAAAUUCCCGUAAUCUGAGCCUGGCCUCGAGUACAUGGACCAUGUGUAUCGUGUAAAUCAGAGAACUGUAACAUGACGAGGCCGGCAGGCUUGAACGCUGUGAAAAGGAUACCGGAGUGGACCUCUGAUCAACUAUUGUGGACGUUAAUAGGGGGUUUGUUGAGUCCCAGGCAGCAAGGUUUUGGGCAGCAGUAGCUCCCGGUGGACUUCCUGAUGGACAAGUCGGGCUUGUUUGUGAGAUUGUAGUGUCAGUUUCAUUUGGUUUGACACGCUAGAUGGAUGGAUGGAGCUCUGGGAGCAUUGGAACGGGCAGGAAUGCUACUAGCAGUGAUUUAAGGAUCUCCUCUCAGCUGAUUGCCUGGCCAUAGAAUACAAUUUCCCGAUGUCAAAUUUCAAUCGAAAUUGGUUUAUGCAAGCUUGAAGUGUGACUUCUCCCCCAGGUAUGAGCCUAAGAUCACUGCAUGAUCUUGAAGGCAAGUAGCUAAGAGACGAAAACACAGCCACUUCCGCAUGACGAACGUGACGGCUACAGUAGCUAAGAAAAUAUCAAUAUGGCGUUGGGCACUGAAUUUGAUGAAUUUACAGUUUUACAGACCCGAGAGUCUCGGAUAACCUGGAGGUUGUGAAUGACCUAUCACACAACAGGGCUUCAGGGCUCUGUGAUAGAAAUCAAGGCUCUGAAUAGAAAACGGGCUCCAGUGAGAUGUGGUCCUUCACUAAAAAGGCCCAGUGAAACGAAGUGUGAUGCAAGUUGCAACAAUGAGAACGAGCACACACACACACACACAUCCCCGGGUCAGUCUCCAGUGCGCGCACACACACAAACACACAACGCUCAUAAUCAUCACGUAUGCAUCAUGGACAACAAUUUCAUUUAGUUUUUUUUCCACCCGUGUUGCUUAGCAGCGGUGCAUCCAGCACAUGAAUCAUUGGGUUCGUGAUGCUGUCCGUCUCUUCUGGGACAAAAGGAAGCCACGUGUCUCCGGACCUCCUGAAACUAGCAACCGCAGCUGUCCUGGUAACGCGCAGAUCUGAUCUCGCCUUGCGUCAUCCCCGAGGGUUUGAGUCAUUUUGUACCUGACACGGUUCACUGCCACACCGCUACAGCCCCAGUAACGUGUAGCAGCUUCUUCUUUUUCUGCAAUCUUACAGAGUGAAGUGCGGUUUCUGAUGCAGUGUGUGUGUCGUAUAUGCAGCCCACUGUCAUCUCUGGCAGAUAGAUAGCCUUUGUGUCCAGGGAUGGUACAGCAGGGCACAUCUGUCCUUGUUGUGUACCAGAGGGGAGAGAGAGCGUUUUAGGCUCACUAUGCAAUGAAUGUUUAGCUGUGUGGUUUCUUUAUUAUUUUUUAUUUGUUUUGGUUGGGGUUAGCAGCAUCUUUUUAGCUCAACAUCUUGCACAGUGUCAAGGAUGCCUGUGUCUUAUCUCCAGUGGAAAAUAAGAACUUGGCUGAAUUCACAGAUGUGGAGUGUAACUGUAAUCUUACUGCAGACAGUGAGUUGUUGAAAUUGCUGAAAAGCAGUUUCAUUUUCCCCACCGUACUGUGCAGUUCUCUCGAUGCUUUGCCUUAUGGUCGACAGUAGUGGGAGUUUUUGUAUACAUUAGAUUAUGACCCUUGCUUUUUUAAUCUUUAAGCCUUAAAAGAAGGCAGAGAAAACAUCUUGAGAUAUGCGUUUAAAGAACAUCAUGACAAGACGUUUAUGCCCGUCAGCAGCCGUUGACUGUUGAUUGCAACAGAAGUUAGUCACGUCGGGUGAGAGCAGCCAUGUCAGAGGAGGCAGUGCGUCUAACGCGCAGCCAGAAGCGGGCUCUGGAGAAGGACCACGGAGCUCCCUCGGAGCCCCUGGACGACAUGGACAGUAAACGGGUUAAGCUGGAGAAAGGCGACGCAGCAGAAGCUCCCCUGGACGUGGUGGAGUCUGGAGCCGAGGGCGUCAAGCUGAAGAGCGAGCACGCUGCGAAGGUAGCAGCCAGCAUCCUAAAAAGCGGGGGGGAGGUGAAGGCCACCAUCAAGGUGGAGGUGCAGACUGGAGACCAGCCCGUCGACAUGAGCACAACUAAAAGUGACGUAAAGAGUGAGCGUCAGCCUCCGUCGCCGGAUGAUGUGAUCGUGUUGUCAGACAAUGAGUCGUCCAGUCCUCUCAUGAACGGCCACUGCUUCUCGAAGACUGACACAGAUAAACUUAUGAAGAGUUCUCCUGAGGAGAGGGAGCGCAUCAUCAAAACGUUGAAAGAGGAACUGAGACUCCAAGAGGCCAAGCUGGUGCUGCUCAAGAAACUACGACAGAGCCAGAUCCAGAAGGAGAGCACUGUGCAGAAGUCGACUGGCUCUGUAGCUCCUCCUCCUCUGGUGCGAGGUAGCAUCACAUCAAGCAGGGGACCCCUCCAGGUGACCGGUCGAAGCUCGGGCACGGUGAUCCCUCCUCCUUUGGUGCGCGGUGGGCAACACAUGCCGUCCAAACACAACUCUCAGAUUGUCAUGCCACCCCUGGUCAGAGGGGCCCAGCCCAUUGCAGUGACUCCCCAGCAGAUAGCCAGUCUACGCCAGCAGCAGCAUCACCACAGCGGUUCAGGGCCCCCGCCACUCUUGCUGGCUCCCAGGGCUUCUGUGCCCAAUGUCCAGAUCCAGGGCCAGAGGAUCAUUCAGCAGGGACUCAUCCGGGUGGCUAAUGUGGCCAACAGUAACAUCAUGGUCAACAUCCCUCAGGCCUCUCCAACCAGCCUAAAAGGCUCUUCAGUGUCGCCCAACUCGAACAUCAAUGACUCCCCGGCCAGCCGGCAGGCGGCUGCUAAGCUAGCUCUGCGUAAGCAGCUGGAGAAGACGCUGCUGGAGAUCCCUCCGCCUAAACCUCCCGCCCCAGAGUUCAACUUCCUGCCUUCAGCAGCCAAUAAUGAAUUCAUCUACUUGUUGGGGCUGGAGGAGGUGGUGCAAAAACUUCUGGAGAUGCACGGCAGGGGUAAUCUGGGCCCAGCUGCUGCCAUUGCCAGCUCCAUUCCCAAAGAGCCAUACACCUGCGCCCAGUGUAAGACAGACUUUACCUCCCGCUGGAGAAAGGAGAAGGCUGGGACUAUCCUCUGUGACCAAUGCAUGUCGUCCAAUCAGAAGAAGGCCCUGAAGGCCGAGCACACCAACCGGCUGAAGGCGGCCUUCGUUAAGGCACUCCAACAGGAGCAGGAGAUCGAGCAGCGUAUCCUCCAGCAGGCGGCCUCCUCUUCCUCCAGUGUCUCCAAAACCUCCUCUCCUUCACUGUCCAAGAGUGAGGUGCUGGUGUCCCAGCAGUACAAGCAUGUCAGGGCUGCUAUGCAGCAGCACAGAUCUGUGUCUGCCCACCACUCCCACAAGCAGAGUCACCUGUCGCACAACAUCCAGUCAAUGAGCUCUCGUGGUGUGACCCACUCGUUCACCUCCUCCUCGCAGCUGCAGAGUGCGAUGGCGGCAGCGGCGCUGGGCAGCAGGGCGGGUAAGCAUGCUGCAGGGCGCCCGCUGCAUCAGGGCGCGAAGGUCAGCGCCGGCAGCAGCAACCAGGGCAACGUGGCUGCCUGGAGGAAGCAGGGCGGCGGCAACACAGGUGUGACUAUGGCCUACGUGAACCCCAGCCUGUCUGCCCACAAGACCACCUCUGCUGUGGAGCGCCAGCGGGAGUACCUGCUGGACAUGAUUCCCUCCCGUUCUAUCUCCCAAGCAGCCAACACAUGGAAAUAAUGCAAUCUCACUCCCUACUGACAUCAUAACUAUUACCCCUCCUAAUAUCAAUAACCGCCAUUCUCAUGAUCACUCUAAUCCCUUCUAUGGACUUUGCCUCUGGCCCAAAAUAAUGCUGGGGAGAAUCAGCCUAGUUUUUUUUUUGUUUUGUUUUUUUUGUCCCUUCAGCUCCUCCUCAGAUAUUUCUGCUACCACCAUCUUUACCCGAGUCCUUCAAGUGGAGUUGUGCUGCGACAGCUCAGGCUCCUGAGAUCCAGAUCAAGGAUUAUGAACUUGGGAGGGUUGGGGUUUACAUGGGCUUGUACAAUUUUACAAACAUCUCCGGCGAUGUGGCCCCACCCUCCCUCCCUCCCUCCCUCCCUGUAAAUUGGUUGAACCUCCGUGUUGCACCAAGACAAAUGAACCCCAAGCUCCCCUGCCUCUGGAUUAGGCUGGGGAAAAAAACCCAACAUCAUAAUCACCAACUACACACAUUAAUAUCUUCGCCUUACGUCCUACCCCUCUCCAGUCUGAGCCGCUCUGACUCAGGCCCGUGUGGCGGCCGAACCGAACUUAACUGAAGACCUCGCCACGGGGAUUGUUGUUGAGCUUCAAGGACCAUCCGCAAAACAAUUACUGCUUCAGCUUUGCAAAAACAAAGAAAAUAGAGAAGAAAAAAAAAAGGACUAAAAAUGAUCUAUCUGCACACAGACUUCCUCUUCUCUCUGACCCACAGCGCGUCCAGCAGAGAAGAUGAUGUGUCAGAUGGUUUUCUAUGGCUGAAUGUUAGGAUUUUUUGUCUUUUCAUCUGUAAGUCAUAUACUGUGUUUGGAAUAUUGUGCUCCCUGAUACUUUGGAAGUGGCCUCUUGUCGAGGUCUGAAUUUACAGGCUAAUGUUACUGUUGAGGUGGUUUUACAUCUGCUGGGUUCCAUGUUGUGGCCUACUUUUAAAUACUUUGUUUUUUCUAAGAUAAAGAGGAAGAAUAAAGAUGAAGGUGUCACUAACUCAUAUAAAGACACGGAGCGGAUGUUUGGAGGACUAUUCGUAUUGAAUAUUGUAAAAACAAAAAAAAUGAAGAAAGAAAAAAAAAAAAAAACUUCCAAAGAACUAGUGGAGCCCAAAUGGAAUCCCUUCUGCUAGAAGGCGUCUAGUUUAUUUGAACCCUCUGGAUAUAAAUAUCUGGUGUGGGGGUGUAAAGAGUGUCAUAUUAUUGACAUUGUUUUUGCUUUUAGUCAUAGAUUGUGGUGCAUUACUUUUCUUCUGUAGACAAACUGUCUCUGGGUUUAUUUAUAGGGUCAUGUUAGUAAAGAUAUACGCUUAUGCCCUAAGUGUGAAUGGAUCACCAGUUAAACUCCCUCGUGCGUCCAGUGGCUCCCACUCACCUUACGAUUGGUCUUACAGAAGCUGGACAGCUUUCAGAAUGUAGUUAUGCAAAAACCCCUAUAGCAACAAAUGACAUGAAACUUCUUAGUCUUUAACAUUAAGGUGUGUACGGUCUAUGUCAGGUCCUUGGAUUGAGCUAUCUAUGCCUUUCACAUGAGCAUUUUUAUCAGGUUGCAGCAGCACAGGAUAAGCUACAUUAAACAGGGGAAUCCUAACUGCUCAUGGAGUUAUUUUAUUAACAACGUGCUGUGUUUAGUUUCUGUCACUGGGGUGGUCCACCUUUCUUAAACCCUACCACUCAGACAUGUCUGAUGCAAAGUGUCACAUUAGAAGAAGAAA